AUGUCAAAAGUUUCUCUUAUUAGAUUAUCAUUGUCAGGGUUUCUGGUGAUCGCCGUCCUCACUCAAUCGGCGAACGCUAUAAGAACUCCCGUCGUUCUCGGAGGGAAGUCAGAUAUUCCAAAUGUUCAGACCAACAUUGAAAUUCAAGAACUUGGAAGGUACUGCGUGGAACAAUUCAAUCUAAUGGAAGAGAGUGAGCAAGGAAACGCAGCCUCCAUUGCGAACACUGCCGUGUUGAAUCCGUUGAAUUUUAGUAGAGUUGUGUCGGCUCAGAAACAGGUCGUAGCUGGUCUAGAAUAUGAUCUAAGGAUUGAAGUGACUCAACCCGAUGGCACGAGCAGGAUGUUUGACUCAAUUGUGUUUAUUCAACCAUGGCUUCAUUCUAAGAAGUUGCUCGGUUUCACUCCCGUUGCUAGUCCUGUCUACUAA
Eruca vesicaria subsp. sativa (arugula) is the source of this 429-nucleotide messenger RNA. The record is from the annotation of a GenBank genome assembly. Lineage: Eukaryota; Viridiplantae; Streptophyta; Magnoliopsida; Brassicales; Brassicaceae.